AUGACAACUCAGGCAUUCGUUGUUGGUGUCGGGAUGACACCAUUCAACUCCCCUAAGACAUCUGCUUCUAUUGCGACAAACCCUGGCUCAGAUUAUCUUGAUCUUGGGGUUGAGGCAGCUGUGAAGGCUCUUCUUGACGCUGGAAUCAACUACGACCAAGUGGACCAAGGAAUCGGCUGCUAUGUCUUUGGAGACUCUACCUGCGCCCAGAGAGUCUUCUACGGCCUUGGAAUGACCGGAAUCCCAAUUUUCAACGUCAACAACUACUGCAGCUCUGGCAGCACAGGCUUGUGGCUGGCUAACCAAGCCAUUAGAUCGGGAAUGGCUGACUGUGUUCUUGUCGUCGGGUUUGACAAGAUGUACCCUGGGCCACUACCGCAAGUCUUUGAAGACAGGACGAAUCCUUUAUCACGAAUCCUGGACCUUUCGAAGACGCAGAUUCCGGUACAAGACCGAGGAAAGCGGUCUCCUGGAUGGACGCCGCAACUCUAUGCCAAUGCCCAAGCCGAAUACUUGCAGAAGUAUGCACCAUUUGGAGCAGAAAAGAGAGACUUCGCAAACAUUACCUCCAUAAACCGGUCACACGGGGCGAGGAACCCGUACAGUCAGUUGUCUAAAGAAGUCACUGCAGAAGACGUAUUAACCAGUCCCACUGUUUCUGGAGACAUAACUCGGUUACAGUGCUGCCCGUCGUCAACUGGAGCGGCUGCGGCUGUCAUUGUAUCGGAAAGAUUCUUAAAGACCCACCCCUUUUUGAAGUCGGGUGCAAUACGGAUUGCGGGGCAAGCACUCGUUACAGAUGCCUCACAUUUGUAUGAAUCGGCUAGUGCUAUUGAGCUGAUAGGGUCAGACAUGACGCGCAAGGCUGCAGCCCAGGCGUACGAACAAGCCGGGAUCACAGCGGAGGACGCCACUGUGAUAGAGCUUCAUGACUGCUUCACCACGAAUGAGAUGUGCGCUUUGGAAGGGUUAGGACUUGCAGACGAAGGAAUGGGCUGGAGGUUGGUCAGAGAUGGUGGAAUUUCCUACGCUGCAGAUGGUCGUGCGUCUCCGGGUGGGAAGCGGUGGAUCGUCAACCCAAGUGGCGGACUGAUCUCGAAGGGGCAUCCACUUGGUGCGACAGGCUUGGCCCAGUGCGCCGAACUCGUCUGGCAUUUGCGUGGAUGGGCUGCCUCGCGAUCAGCGCCUGGUACUAAAUACUGCGUUCAACAUAACAUGGGAUUGGGUGGUGCUACUGUGGUCACCAUCUACAAGCGGUUCGAUAAUCAAGUAGCCCCCGGACUGAACAACAUCAAGCCAGAAGAUGAUGGACGUGGGCGUCUCGGCUACAACCCUGCUGAAGUGGCUCGCUCAAUACGUCGCGUGGAUUGGGAAAGUGUCAGGUCUCGAAACAAAGGUCACUCUGCAUGGGCAACAUCUCUACUUCCAUGGAAUCAAAAUCCCGGGACCUACGAGGACAGGGCAAAGUUGUGA
Molecule: messenger RNA, 1473 nt
Organism: Colletotrichum gloeosporioides
Lineage: Eukaryota; Fungi; Ascomycota; Sordariomycetes; Glomerellales; Glomerellaceae
Product: Non-specific lipid-transfer protein
Exons: 3
Coding region: 1-1473 (490 amino acids)
Molecular function (GO): acyltransferase activity, transferring groups other than amino-acyl groups
Source: RefSeq, a predicted model, not a curated record